Messenger RNA from Camelus dromedarius (Arabian camel), 1748 nucleotides. RefSeq names its product centromere protein S (gene CENPS). NCBI's taxonomy places the organism in Eukaryota, Metazoa, Chordata, Mammalia, Artiodactyla, Camelidae. Gene Ontology annotation, cellular component: Fanconi anaemia nuclear complex; FANCM-MHF complex. The coding region runs from base 89 to 439 and encodes 116 amino acids. Gene Ontology annotation, molecular function: chromatin binding; protein heterodimerization activity. The record is from RefSeq and is a predicted model, not a curated record. The transcript has 5 exons. Gene Ontology annotation, biological process: replication fork processing; resolution of meiotic recombination intermediates.
CCGGCGCCGCGGCGGGAAAAUCCGACUGGACCUUUCCGGCCGCCGCCUCUUUCCGUCCUUGCGCGCCUCCCAGGACCCGCCUGCUGUGAUGAUGGAGGAGAAGGAGGGGGCUGAGGAGCAACAGCGAUUCUCUUACCGACAGAGGCUAAAGGCAGCAGUUCACUACACCGUUGGCUGUCUUUGCGAGGAAGUUGCAUCGGACAAAGAAGUGCAGUUCAGCAAACAAACCAUUGCGGCGAUUUCGGAGGUGACCUUCCGACAGUGCGAAAAUUUUGCCAGAGACCUUGAAAUGUUUGCAAGACAUGCGAAAAGAAGCACAAUUAACACUGAAGAUGUGAAGCUCUUAGCCAGGAGGAGUAAUUCACUGAACACGAUGUCAGAGACAGGUCACAGGCUACAGUGUGUGAGGAUGGCUUCAUUAUGGCACCCACAGUUCUGACGGGCCAGGUGUGGAAGGAGUAUCUGUACAGCUGAGAUGUGCAGGAAGCUGAGCAUGUUUUCUAUCUUCUAGAAGUCAUCUCGACCAAGUCCUCGCUUCACAGGUGAUGCUGUGGUCAUCUUGGCUAGUGGCUGUGGCCGAUGGCAAGUCUAGGGCCCCUGUGAGGUUCUCGACUUAGUCUAAUCCUCGCAGUUAAGAUACCCUGCGUUCCUCCCCGGAACGUGGUCUCCACAAGGGCAGGGGUUUGUGUCUCUUUCUUCUCUGCUCCGUGUGCCGUGCCUAGAACAAGGCCUGGCCCAUAGUGGGUGCGAAGUCGUUGUUGAAUGGAUCAGUUUGUAUAGCACUUGAGAGUUUACAGGGGACUUCUACAGGUAGGUAAUAUUUUACAUGUAUUAUUUAAAGCUCACAACCACCUUAUGAGGGUUUUUAUAUAACACGACUAAUUAGCCCCAUUUUGCAGGCUAGGCCACUGGAGUUAAGUAGCUUCCCAAAGUUAGAUGUGGAGUUUUCUGGCUGACAGCUGAACCUCAGCCUUCUAACCCUGAAUCUAGUGCUGUUUGCUCUGGGCUCUUUUCUGUCUCUGUUCUUCAAGUAGCCUUCCUCCAGAGUUUAAGUCAAGGAUAAACAUGAUACAAUCCCUAAGUAAAAUCGCUCAGGUGCCUGGUGGUGCUGGGUGUCAGUGGAAAAGACAUUUCUCUCUCCACAUAAAUUGUCGUAACUGUUACUUGGUCAGUUUCAGUGAGCAGUUUCUGUCUUUUGCCAAGAAAUCGUCAAUACAGUUUCAUCUUGGAAUAUUAAUUAGGAAGCUGUCUGCUUAUUGCAUAUUUGUCUACCUCAGAAUAUUGUUUUUAUUUUGGACUUUUAAUUUUUCUUUUCAUCCGACAGAAGCAUAUUACUGAAGGAUCGUAGCUACUCUUGUGUGUUUGACCAAAUCUUCUCUGAGGGCAGGGACCUUGUCUUAUUUCCCUUGUAUCCCUGGUAUCUGGUACAUAGUAGUUGCUCAGUAAUUUUAGCUGGAUAAAUUUAGGGGGAUGUUGACUGUAUUUGUGCUUUGUAGAAUAUACUUGUGAUUGACGUGCCUUCAGUAAGCUCCAAGUUUUAACUCUUUUGAUUACUCGAGGAACUCCUGCUUGUUUGGUAGGAUAUGUGAGUUGCAGUGAAUUGACUUUUGUAGUUGAUUCUUCCAGAAAAAAUUUGGAGCUCUAUUUAUCUCUAAGGAAUGUAACCCAGGGUGGGAGUGCUUGAGAAAGGGUGUAUAUUUUUUUUCCUUAGGUUUGUAAAUGACUUUACAACUAGAGAAAAAUGUAAU